AUGUUGAAUACAUCCUCAAGCGAAGAUGAGGAUUAUGUUGGUUCAACAGGAAAUUAUGUCGACGACGACCAAGCUAGAACAUGGUUGAAUUGUGAAGGUAGAAAUAUUGAUACGAUCGACCUGAUAUCAAAGCCACAGGUUAGUACUUUGAUGAAUUCUGGAUCACUACCAUUGAAUGAUAAAUUCAAUUUAAAAUAUGCGUCAACUAACCAAAGUCCUGCAACUAGUUGGAAGGGAAUGCAAUACAAUACAGUCUCUGAUGUUCGCAGCCCAUUCAAAAAUGCCCAGCGACCUCCACGACUAAGCGAUUGGGUUGCUAAAAAUACCAAUUCACCAAAAAUAGAUUUGACACCAAGCACUGAAAUAAUUUCUCAAGAUCCAACUGUUCCAGUAACUACAUCGACCCAGUUUAGUGUUAGCUUUGAAAGUCCUUUGGAGGCUUGUCCACUUGGUACUAGACUCAGUCCUGUUGGAGUAGUUGUUGGUCAUCUGAACAACAUAUCUCACCAGAUUUAG
Heterobilharzia americana is the source of this 516-nucleotide messenger RNA. Lineage: Eukaryota; Metazoa; Platyhelminthes; Trematoda; Strigeidida; Schistosomatidae. The record is from the annotation of a GenBank genome assembly.